AUGUUUGCUAGUUUACUUGUUCAGGCUAUUUCCUUCCCGGCAUGGCCAUCGAGUUAUACUAUCAUUGGUACAUGGAAAGUUCCAUAUACAAAUCUUUCAAAUCCAAUCACAGUCGUUCACUCUCCAGGUCGUCAAUAUCAAAAUCAGUUAAAUGGAGUCGAGCAAAUCUGGAGAUCCGGUCCAGAGGAGCGUAUUCAUCGUAAAAUUGUUGGAACAGGCAACGGAACAAUUUGUUACGGAAUUCCAGAUGAUCAACCAUUUGAUGUCGAGAUUACACAGUUCCUUCCAGAUCCAGAAGGCUUCAAAUUACUCGACGGUGAAUAUACAUAUCAUGGCAAAGUUUGCGAUAUUUGGGAAAAAGUUGUUGACGGAAAUAAAACACAGACAUACAGAAUGUACAUCGACAAGCAAGGAAAUCCAGUAGCAUACGUUUCAAAGGCUAUUUCCAUUUUCCACUCCCACUACGACGUUUACAUUCUCGAAAUCGACACAUUCAUAAGAGAUGUCCUUCCAGGAUACUGGAACAUCCCAGCUAUCUGCAACAAUCCAUUACCAGACCCAUACCCAGGAGACCAGAUGGGAUUCUUCUUCCCUAAGUCUCAUUCCCAUAAGAACGUCCAGAAGAAUGUCAGAGCCAGACUUGCUUCCGGCGAACAGACCAACGGCCGCUUUGCACACCUCGAUAAGUCCGAGUUCAUGAAGCAUGUCGAAAUGCAGCGCAAGGCCCGUAAUGAUCGUCUUAAGCGUAGAGGCGAUUCACAGUACUGCCCAACAUGGAAAGGCACCGGAAAGGAACUUCCUCGCACUUUUUCAUGGCGUAACAAUACCCAGGUUGUUGGCAAACCACGUGAUCAAGUCGCAUGCGGUUCCUGCUGGGCAUUCGGUACAGCCGAAGUUCUUGAAGGCGCAUUCGGUAUCGCCUCCAAGGAAUUCCACGAAGUUUCUACAAAUCAGAUUAUGGAUUGCACAUUUGGCUGGGGCGAUAACAACUACGGCUGCCAGGGUGGUGAAGUCGAUAUCGCUCUCGAUGCUCUCAAGAACAAGAAGAUCAAGAUUGCUAAGGAAUCUGAUUAUCCUUAUCUUGGCGCAUCUUCUCAGUUCUGCGACAACAACAAGGAUGACUACCUCGGAACAGUUACUGGCUGCUACAAGAUUGAGCAGAGAACAAGAUCCGUCAUGGAGGCCAUCUACACAUUCGGACCACUCGGUAUCGCUAUCAACGUUAUUGAGCCAAUGAUGCUCUACACAAACGGUGUUAUCGAUGACGAGACAUGCACAGGCGCACAGAGUGACCUCGUGCACGCUGUUCUUCUUACUGGCUGGGCUGAAAUCGAUGGAAAGCUCGCCUGGGAAGUUAAGAACUCAUGGUCAACAUAUUGGGGAUGGGAUGGUUAUAUCUAUAUACAGAUGGAAGAUCAGACAAAGAACUGCGGUGUUACUACUGAUGCUGUUGCAGCAGUUGUUAGCCUUAAGCAGAAUUAA
Molecule: messenger RNA, 1482 nt
Organism: Trichomonas vaginalis G3
Lineage: Eukaryota; Parabasalia; Trichomonadida; Trichomonadidae
Product: cysteine protease family C1-related family
Exons: 1
Coding region: 1-1482 (493 amino acids)
Cellular component (GO): lysosome
Molecular function (GO): cysteine-type endopeptidase activity
Source: RefSeq, a predicted model, not a curated record